Molecule: messenger RNA, 2175 nt
Organism: Peromyscus eremicus (cactus mouse)
Lineage: Eukaryota; Metazoa; Chordata; Mammalia; Rodentia; Cricetidae
Gene: Mtrfr
Product: mitochondrial translation release factor in rescue
Exons: 3
Coding region: 1503-2045 (180 amino acids)
Biological process (GO): translational termination
Cellular component (GO): mitochondrion
Molecular function (GO): translation release factor activity
Source: RefSeq, a predicted model, not a curated record
AUCGGAAGAACUCUCUCACGUUCCUGUUCCACCCAACUCUCACUUUCCAGGGCUUAAAGAACACAAUCAGUUCAUUGACGCUCAAGAAGCAUUUCCUCCAGGACAGGCACCGAGGCAAAGGGUGACCAGACCUAAAUGGACUCCACUCCCACUACCUUCCCACCCGAGAGUCUGGCCCAUCACCAAUGACAAAUGGGGUAUUGAAAAAGCCAGGGCUGCCUCUUCCAACUGGCAACGAAAACUCCUGGAUUCAAAUGACCACAAGUUCUCCAGAGAGGUGGAUCUACAGUUCCAUCUCUUCUCAUCACCCUGCCCUACCCCCACAUCCACCUCCGCUGAGGUAAUCCGGAUGCCAAAGAUUCAGAUAGAAACACUAGAGAAACUCAACGACACCUCUCCCGGCACGGAACGGAAGAGGAGAGUGGGAAAUCCGCUGUGGAUCCGAAAUAAACUUGACAGGAAUUGAAUACAAGAACAAGACAUUCAAAAUAUAAUUUCCAGCACCAAAAAAAGAAACGAUGCUUCUAUCCCUCACCCUACAACCCUUUGGGGUCGGAGGCAGGAGUGAUGGAGUAGCAUUAACAAUUUGAACAUUCACCGGGCUUCCCAUUUACGGGAAGGCUGAAAGGAACGAGUACGAAGUGGUUUCAGGUGUUGAAGUCAGACCCUAGUCGCCGGUACGGCUAUCGGUUCAAGAACGGAGGCGAGAGGAUACAAGGAAGCAGGGAUGAUGGAGAGCCACUCACGAUCUCUGUGAUUUCCAAAGGCAGCCCGGGUACCACUAUCCAGGGGGAGGGGGGGAGCACUCACGCCCCUUGCAGAGGACGCUCUCCGAUUGGGCCUCGCUGAUGUCACUCAAGGGCACGAGUCUAGAAAAGGCGCACGCAACAGCAGAACCCCACACGCCAGCGGGCUCCGGCAAGCCCGGUGGUGGCUGUCGCCCUUCACCCUAGCCUGUCAGCGCACCCAAGGGAGGGGGUCCCCUCUGAUGGGGUCGUCCGGGACUCAGUCCUCAGCCCUCGCGGCUCGCAGCUCCCCACCAGGCGCCACCGCUUACCUGGCCUCCUCGCCUCUGCCUGGUCGGGGUCGAGAAAUUGGCCUCACGCGACCGUUAAACUCCAAGGAGCGUGCGCGCGCCCGGCGUCUCGGCCGCGAUUGGCUGGCUCGGGAGAGGGCGGAGCCGGCGCAGACACACGCCUUUCCUCUGGCCCUGACGCGCAGGUGACGCCGGAGGCGUGAGGGUGGGGCUUGAGGUCAAGGCCUCUGCCGAUUGGUCCCCUAGAAACUGCGGGAAAGACGCCUCGGUUUCUCGCAUGCGUAGUUAGUGAGAAUGAGCCUCUGCCAGGCUAGGGCAGCCGCUGGAGGAGUAGGACGCAUGCGCAGACCUGGAAAAAAAAGGCAAACGGCGAUACCCCGGUCCCCGGUGGUUUAGAUUCUUGCUGAAUGUUUCCGGCUGGAGGCCGGUGCAAAAACAGGUCCUGCCACACGGAGCCGCGUCCUCGAUGAGCACCCAGGCUUUGCUCCGUUUCUCCGCACCGCUGAUCAGGAUAUGCUCGGGGAACUGGGGACUCGGGCUCCAGAAGCCAGCGCUGCGCCUCCCAGGAAUGGCCGCCACUGCGGUGCAGGUGGCAGGCAAGAAGGACUGUCCUGCUCUGCUUCCCCUGAAUGAGAGAGAGCUUGAAGAACAGUUUGUGAAAGGCCAUGGUCCGGGGGGCCAGGCCACCAACAAAACCAGCAACUGUGUAGUGCUCAAACACGUGCCCUCCGGCAUUGUGGUCAAGUGCCACCAAACCCGAUCUGUGGAUCAGAACAGAAAGAUCGCUCGGAAAAUCCUCCAGGAGAAAGUGGAUGUUUUCUACAAUGGUAACAACAGCCCUGUUCACAGAGAGAAGCUUGAGGCUGAGAGGAGAAAGCGAGAGAGGAAGAAAAGAGCAAAGGAGACUCUAGAAAAGAAGAGGUUGUUGAAAGAAUUAUGGGAAGCCAGUCAGAACAUCACCAAGAAAAGGACCGAAGCUGCUGGUGUGCCGGGGGGGUUCCGGGAAUAAUGGUGGUAACACCCGGCCCGUGUUGGACCAUCUGAGAAAGCAUCCUGGAGGUGGACGUGGUGGUGUAUGCUUGCAGUCUCAGCACGUGGGAGAGCCAAGGCUAAGGCCUGGCCAGAAGCCCUUGUCCCAC